CAGGACUGUGUGUGUAACCUUUAAACCUGACACACAUCACAGCAGCUUUGAAGUGGCCUCCACAGUAACCACAAAGAGCAGAGGGGGAGACCAGAGGUUAAAAGGGAGGCCAGAUGCCACUGACAGAAAUUGGGACCUCGGUUGGACGUAGGCUCACAUAGCCUAGUGUUAGAGUAUAACAUGGAAAGAGGUGGAGUUUCAGCUUGCUGUCUGGGACUAAAAGUGGGAGUCUCUCUGGAGGAGGGGAUGUCAGGGAGGGUGUGCAGCAAUAACAGUGUGAUGCAGGCACGGAGGACUGUGGAACAACUACGAGUGGAGGCAAGCAUGGAGAGGAUCAAGAUCUCCACAGCAGCUGCCCAGCUGGUGCAGUACUGUCAGGAGCACAGUCGCAGUGACCCCCUCCUCACCGGCAUCUCUGCCUCCUCCAACCCCUUCAAAGACAAGAAGACCUGUGUCCUGCUGUAGAAAGGCUGCCCCAGGUCACUGCUCUCUGGUGCUGCAUUCAACAGUGCUUCAUCAUCAACAGUGAAACGUUUUGAUGCCAGGCUACUCCAACAUGUCCUACUUCAUCAUGCCAGACGUGUUGGCUCAAGCAAAAACUGACUGGUUGGUACAGUAUUGGUCAUGCUGUAACUUCAGCAUGUGGCUUGCAGUCCAGAAUGGCUCAAUAACAAAGGAGAGCAAACUGUUUAUAUCUUCUUGACAUUACAGAGGGUACACUGGUAAACAAUGAA
Oncorhynchus tshawytscha (Chinook salmon) is the source of this 734-nucleotide messenger RNA. Its product is annotated as guanine nucleotide-binding protein G(I)/G(S)/G(O) subunit gamma-12. Gene Ontology annotation, biological process: G protein-coupled receptor signaling pathway. The record is from RefSeq and is a predicted model, not a curated record. Gene Ontology annotation, molecular function: G-protein beta-subunit binding. The transcript is spliced from 3 exons. Bases 181 to 465 code for a protein of 94 amino acids. Gene Ontology annotation, cellular component: heterotrimeric G-protein complex. Lineage: Eukaryota; Metazoa; Chordata; Actinopteri; Salmoniformes; Salmonidae.